Molecule: messenger RNA, 1248 nt
Organism: Tupaia belangeri chinensis (Chinese tree shrew)
Lineage: Eukaryota; Metazoa; Chordata; Mammalia; Scandentia; Tupaiidae
Gene: AHSA2P
Product: activator of HSP90 ATPase homolog 2
Exons: 10
Coding region: 1-1248 (415 amino acids)
Biological process (GO): protein folding; positive regulation of ATP-dependent activity
Cellular component (GO): cytosol
Molecular function (GO): protein-folding chaperone binding; ATPase activator activity
Source: RefSeq, a predicted model, not a curated record
AUGCAGGAGCUCUCGGCCGAGCGGAGUAAGGAGCGGCGGGGGCGGGCGCGGGCUGCGGCAAGAGGGGCGGGGCCGCCCGCCGCUCCCGCUCCGCAUCCGGCACGGCGCGCAGGCUCGGGGUUCCCUAGCCCUGGACAUCAGCCCCGCGGCGACAGUGAGCAAGGCCAGCGCGGGCCCGGCCCCCGCGCCCUCCCGCGCCCGGGCAUCCCGGAAUCCGGCCGCGAGCUCCUCGGGCGCGGCUUGGCAGAGCGGAACAGAGAGAAGCUGGGCGGGCCGGCGGGGCGGGGUGGAGCCGGGGGCGGGGAUUUCUGGCACUUUCUGGGCGCUGCGGACGCGCUGCUCGGGGCUCCGGAUCGCAGGCCGGAAACGCGGGCCACCGAGCCGCCGCUACCGAACAACUGGCACUGGACAGAGCGGGAUGCCACCAGCUGGUCCAAGGGGAAGCUGCGGGAGCUCCUGGUGGGCCUGGCGGUGGAGAAUGAGGCCGGCCACUGUGAGGUCAGUGAGCUGAAGCAGGUGGAAGGCGAGGCUUCCUGCAGCAGCCGUAAGGGGAAGCUGAUUUUCUUCUAUGAGUGGAACAUCAAGCUGGGCUGGAAAGGCACAAUGAAAGAAUCUGGUGCGAAGCACAAGGGGUUGAUUGAAAUACCCAACCUUUCUGAAGAAAAUGAAGUAGAUGACACCGAGGUGAACGUGAGUAAAAAGAAAGGAGAAGGGGAUUUACUGAAGGAUCUUAUGAAAACCGCAGGCACCGCCAAGGUCAGGGAAGCUCUUGGAGAUUACCUGAAGGCACUUAAGACGGAAUUUACAACUGGAAUGAUUUUACCAACGAAAGCCACUGCAACCCAGGAGUUCACUGUUAAGAGGAAACUGAGUGAGAAUACCUUGCAGGUUCAGACCUCUCCAGUGGCGCUGGGUGUAAGGAUUCCCACGGUGGCUCUGCACUUGACGGAACUGUUUGAUACAACGGUAGAGCAGCUGUACAGCAUCUUCACAGUGAAAGAGUUGGUGCAGAGAUUUUCAAAAUCCCCUGCUGUGUUAGAAGCUGAAAAGGGGGGGAAGUUCCAGAUGUUUGAUGGGAACAUUACCGGCGAAUACAUAGAAUUGUUAACAAAUAAAAAGAUCGUCAUGAAAUGGAGAUACAGGAACUGGCCAGAAGAACACUAUGCAACAGUUGCACUGAAUUUUGUGCCUACGCUAGGGCAAACGGAAUUACAGUUGGGUAUAUGGGGAGACUUUAUCUGUAUUUAG